AUGAGAGUUUUAUUAUUUAUUUUUGUCUCUUUUUUAGCGAUAUCGUUAGCCAAAAUAAUUCUUGAAGAUGAUGAUUUAGUUCCCCGUAUUAUCGUUUUUAAAAAAAAAGCUCCUUAUGUUAAAAAAGUAAGCCAAUUUUGUCUUAAUCAAUGUUCUGAACAAUUAAACCAAGAGUAUGCUUUUCUUGAAGUUAAAAGAGCUGUUAAGAUAAUACUUGAAUUGAAAGUAAAAGUUGUUGCUUACUUUUAUGGAACACUUAAAACUGACAAAUCUAAAAGAAUAUUAUUCAGAGGAAAAUACCAAGGUAUAUUUAGUAGUCCUAAAGGCAGAAAGUGUAAAUGUAAAAUAUUGGAACAAAAUGAGACAACAACUGUUGGGUCAAUUACUUCAGCAUCUACAGAGGCUACAACCACUUCAUCUGAACUACCUACCAUACGUGUAGAAACUACAACAACUGCAUCAACUUCUCCACCAACAACUGUUACAACAACGGAAAGAGUUACUACUUUAACUAUUCAAACAACUAGACGAACUAUAUUACAAAAAGUAAAAGAUAAAGUAAAAAACGUGUUCAGCCGUAUUAAAAAAAUUUUUGGCAAAUAA
This is a messenger RNA of Strongyloides ratti, 603 nucleotides long. RefSeq lists its product as hypothetical. Bases 1 to 603 code for a protein of 200 amino acids. The record is from RefSeq and is a predicted model, not a curated record. The transcript is spliced from 2 exons. NCBI's taxonomy places the organism in Eukaryota, Metazoa, Nematoda, Chromadorea, Rhabditida, Strongyloididae.